Molecule: messenger RNA, 633 nt
Organism: Cladocopium goreaui
Lineage: Eukaryota; Dinophyceae; Suessiales; Symbiodiniaceae
Source: the annotation of a GenBank genome assembly
GAGAUCAACCGACAUUGUCGGCAGCUCAUCAGUGACCACGUCCUUUGGUGUCAGCAAAUAGACAAGAGACAUCAGGGCCCGUGUGUGCACGGAGACAUUACACAGAUCAUGCCUGCGAACAGUUUUCGCCCCCAUGACAAUUUUGAGAACAAGAUGAAAUCCAUCAACAAGGCCAAGCUCAAAAAAAGGCAGUUCUGCUUUACGCACAACAGAAAAUGCCCCAUUUUCGGGGAAGCUGCACGGGAGUCUGAUUUUGACCUGAGUGGCUUACCCUGUCCAGACCAUUCCAGGGCUGGACAUGGACUGGGCCGGGAAGGUCCAACAGCACCAGUGUUUGGGGCGCACGCGAAAUACCACGUUGCAUGCCAGACCCCCAUGCUCCUCAUAGAGAAUGUUCCGGACAGGGAUCUGGAUAAGGACAUGAUCGCCAAGCUCUACUCGAAGCACUACACCAUUCGCUGCCUCAAUGUCAAGCCAGAGCACCAGGGGCAUUCCGGGGUGGCCAGGGAGAGGAUCUAUUUGAUCUUAGCUUUGAAGGGCCUUGUGGAGGAAAUUGCAAAUCCAGAGGUCAUCUACAACCAGGUUUCAGACUUUAUCAUGCAAUAUGUGAAGACAGAGCCACAGGACUGCUAA